AUGUCACCGCGCGGCUUUCAGGUAUACUGCGGGGCCGGGCGGCGGGGUGGGUGGCGGGGCUGGUGGCGGGAUCGCUCUUCCCGGAGGGGGGCAGGGCGAGCCCCGCGGCCGGGAGGGGUAGGGGGUGGGGGGUGGGGCGCCGCGGAGCAGCCGGCGCGUGGUUCCUCCGGGUGUUCGGCCUCGCGCCUAGUCUGGCGGGCGCGGGUCGAGUCGGGCCCUUGCGUGCGGGAGCUCUUCGCCGAGGGGCGGGAGCUGUCGGGGCAGCGCGCCGUGUGGCCCGCGCACGCGGUGGGGUCUCUCUCCGCGACACCCCGCUCCCGCCCCGCGCCCGCCGAGCCGCCGGAGAACGCGGGGCCCCCCGCGCCCAAGCUCGCGCUGUCCCCUCACGCGUCUGAGUCCUCCUUCCCCGACGGUGAACCCAACAGGAAAGGCCCCGAAAUGCGCCGGCCAGCGGCCAUCCGCUCCCCCGGCGUCCCCGGAGUCCCGCUGUCGCGCCACACCGCGUGACUCUGCCGCCCCCUGCGG
Molecule: messenger RNA, 525 nt
Organism: Zalophus californianus (California sea lion)
Lineage: Eukaryota; Metazoa; Chordata; Mammalia; Carnivora; Otariidae
Exons: 2
Coding region: 1-507 (168 amino acids)
Source: RefSeq, a predicted model, not a curated record